GUCUUAAUAGACGCUGUUAAGACCCCAUUUUUAUGUUUCGCUGCCUCACCCUUUUCCCCCCCCAGAAAAGAGCGGUCCAAAAUUCUGGAUUCUUGUUCCUGAAUCUCACUCGAGGAAACGAAACGCCGCAGUGACUGACUUGUUCCUCCUGCUUCCUUUCCGUGGAGACCGGACCACCCCGAGACCUACAGGCUGCUGAACAACACCGGCACUGCCAUCAUCACCUCCAGUCACACACACGACGUCCCAGUCCCAGUCCGCGCGCAACCCGGACAGCCCGCGUACUUCCUAUCCCGUUGUCCCUUCCGACACAUCCUACAACUUGGACGACACACACACACACACCCAAUUGGCCUCCUCCCACUAUCUCGUGCAUCCAACCUGCCGUCUCGACCGAACCGUGACGUUGCGUCGGAACAAUUUACAAUUCCGCCUCGCGGAGCUGCAGAGGUACUGAAGAAGAAACCCACAGGCAGGUCGCUGAAGACGCGCCAACGAAAAGGGACCACUCGAGCCACUCGAGUACCGCCAAGGCGCUCUUAUUUCGGUCCACGGGACCUUUUGAGCAGCUUCUCAGCCAGGAACCGGCCACUUUAAGGGCCCUUCUCUACCAAGCAAAACAACCUCGACCAAAAACCCGCCGAUUUGAUACCUACCUACUUUUGGCGCAGCCAUGCCCCGCCUGAUUCUUUGGGAUCUUCUACCGCAUUGUUGAUACAACUGUCUGAAACAACAGGGCUCCCCUUGACCAAAGAUUGAACGAACGGGACGGGAGUAGCAACUUUAAUAGUCUGUUACAACCACAGGCCGACAGGCAGCAGAUCUCCCGGGAGAGCCAAAACGAUUUAGACUUGGGCGCCGUCGACGAUUUAGUCCCACAGAUCCUCUCACCCGCAGGAGCCACUCGAACCAUACACUGCAGCCUGCAGCUUGGACGAUAGAGAGAAGAGAGCAACACACAAAACGAAAGGACGAAGAAGUUUUGGUUGAAGGAGAAGAGAAGAGAAGAGAAGAGAAGAGAAGAGAAGAGAGCAGGAUAUCAGCAGUUAUAUCUGCAACACACACAUGUUCAGCAGAUCAUCUAGAUCGCACGCCAAGAAGACUCAGGGUUUUGCGACGGAGCAUCAGCGAAGGAAUCACGACAAUUUCGAACGGGCAGGGCUCUCAGACCUAGGCUCCGACUCGGCGACGGUGCGGUCUGGUGGUGGCGGCGCUUGGAGAACAGACUUUGGCCCGUCGAACCACAACUACUACACCGGCAGCAGUAGCGCUGCGAGGUCUUACGGGGCGCCGUUGUACCCGGAGAAGAGUUUCUCCAUCGCAUCAGGGACGCUUCACGCGCCAUCGCACCGCUCGACGGCCUCGGUCAGCUCCAACAAGUCGCGCGAGAGCAACUCGAGAUCCAUCUCGACGACACAAGGCGCCAUGAAUUCAGACAGGACCCGGUCGCGCAGGGAGCGCACCUUUGUGGGGAGCGAGUGCGCCGUGUGCGAGGAGCCGUUGGAACACACGCUCCGGGGCGAGAGGAUAUUGCAGUUCUCGUGCACCCACGUAGCCCACGAGGCGUGCUUCUACGAGUUCAUCCGCGAGUUUGAUUCCCAGUACUGCCCGACAUGCAAUGCGCCAUUGCACCUGGACACCAGCCGCGGCGGAAACGUGCUGGAUAUAGAAAAAAUCAGCAAUAUGGUGCGCGCAGUGUCAGUAAAUGACACCAGAUCACAGGGAACUCCGACCCCGACAACGCAGCAUUGGGAUGAUCCGGGAAGGCCGCAGAGCCGGGGGUCGAGCGCGCGACCUGGUGGUGGUGGAUCGAAUGGUCACCGGGAUGCUCCUCGAGGAAGCCAGCGGGACAGCCGCGAGAGUCGGGAAGCGCCGCCUUCAGAUCACCGCUACAACGGGCCGAGACACGCACGGAGUGAUAGCGAGGCGACGGGUGUUGCCUCUUCGGGAGGAUACCCAGAAACGACGCAGAGCGGACCACCGCGGCGACACGAUUAUGAUGUUCAGGCCAUGGAGACCUCGCUCGCCAGCCCCCGGACGGUCACUCGGAAUCCCAUCCCCGCGCCCACGGUUACGGUGCGGUCAGAGUUUCCCACCAUCACGAGGUCACGACAGCAGCAGACGCUCACCUGUCUGGUAACGGUGGAGGUGCCGGAUAUCAAGUGGCGGCCCGACCCAGAAGACCUGCAGGCCGCCCCUCCGCCGUUGGCGCCACCGAGAGCCGAGGAGCAGUUCCACAGGGCGCCUUCACCAGCGCAAAGUGCGCCGCGGUUCUAUCCGUACGAGUCGGCAGAGGUGCUGGCCGAGAUGACGGAGAGCCUGCGCAACCGGGUAGACAACUGGCAUGGUUUGGACUUCAGCCGAUUUGGAAAGCUUCGAUUGUACGGCACACUCCGUGUGGGCAAGGACAAAGUGUCAUGGCAGGAGCUCGAGUGUUUCCUGUUUGCAGAGAUGCUCAUCUGCGUCAAGGAGAAGAAAUCUACGCAACAACCAUCACAGUGGGAGGACCAGGAUGCGCCACGGAAAAGCACACGCUGCACGCUCAAGGGAUCGAUUCUCAUCAAGAAGCAUCUCAACGAGGUGUCGUACAGUGGCAGCAUGGACGAGAAUAUUCUCACCCUCAGCUUAUCAGUAGCCGAGCUGCCCCAAUUCCAUCUUCGGUUUGAGAAUCGAAACCAGCUCAAGCUGUGGCAGCAGGCCCUGUUGGACCUCAACGCUGUUGAGACGUCGCCCGUACGCAGUCCCGAAUAUGACCGUGGCGAGUUUUCAGAAACAGAUGAGGAUGACUGGCAAAGAACACCUGGCUCUGGCCGACCACAACGAGUGUCGUCCCUGGCUUCCUCAUGGGGUGGCGCCAAGUCGGCCACAACUGCGCCUACCGAGUACACCAACUUUGCGAGGAGCCCUCUUCUGCCCUCGAUUCAUGUGCCUGUGGAUGUUGUGGUGGUGGUGCCAAUUUCGGCUUCGAUGCAGGGUGUCAAGAUCAACCUGGUUCGCGAUGCUCUUCGGUUUAUGGUACACACGCUCGGCGACCGUGACCGCAUGGGCUUGGUGACCUUUGGAUCAUCUGGCGGCGGCGUACCUAUCGUCGGUAUGACGACCAAGGCGUGGCCUGGCUGGAGUAAUGUUCUGAACUCGAUCAAGCCCGUUGGACAGAAGAGCCACCGUGCUGAUGUUGUCGAGGGCGCCAAUGUGGCCAUGGAUCUGCUCAUGGGCCGCAAGUACAACAACCCCAUCGCGACCAUCAUGCUGAUCAGCGAUGCCUCCACCUCGGACGCCGACAGCGUCGACUUUGUGGUAUCGCGCGCCGAAGCAGCCAAGAUCACCAUCCACUCGUUUGGUCUCGGUAUGACCCACAAGCCGGACACCAUGAUCGAGCUGUCCACCCGGACAAAGGCCUCGUACACCUAUGUAAAAGACUGGAUGAUGCUCCGAGAGUGUCUCGCCGGCUGCCUCGGCGCCAUGCAAACUCUUUCUCAUCAAAACGUCAAGCUCAAGCUCAAGCUUCCCGAAGGCUCCCCGGCCAAGUUCCACAAGAUCAGCGGCGCCCUCCAAAUCACCAAGCGCGCCACGGGCCGCGAUGCUGAGGCGUCUAUCGGAGACCUCCGCUUCGGUGACAAACGCGAUAUCCUCGUCCAGCUAGUCAUCAUCCCCGACAACGCCUCCCAAGAGCAGCUUCCGCAAGACCCAUGGGAUAACAUCGUCUCCGGUCUGGAAGCCCUCGGCGGCCCGAUGGAUCAGGACGAGCAACGAACCGUCUCGGUAGAGGAAGUCCCCCUCAUCCAAGCCGAGCUCAUCUGGGGUGACAUCCUCCGUGACGGCACAUCCCAACACACUCGCCCUUCGCUCCUGGCAAUUACCAUGCUGCCCGCCUCGAACUCGAAGAAGUCGUGGAAUAACUCCCAGCCCAUCCCUCCCCACCCACACAUCGUCCAGCGGAGGAUGGAGCUCUUGACGUCAGACAUGUUAACACGGGCACUAACCCUUGUCUCCCGCGGCCAGCACGACCGCGCCCACACUUUGCUCAACGAAACCCGCUCCAUCCUCAAAGGCCUCGGGAAAGGCGGGUUGCCACCCGUCCCACCGCUCCCGCCAUCGGGAGGCAACAAAUCUCAACCUUCCACCCCCCACCCGGACAACGCCAACCCCUCCCCCACGGCCGGCACCCCAGACAGGAAGAACACACCGUCUCCCACGUCGGGGAACCACUCCUCUGCCGGCAGCUUCCCACCGGUGCCAGGGCAGAUCUCCCGUUCCAGAUCGACAGACGGACUGGGGGUGAUGGGAACAGCAGCGGGGAUAGACACGAACACGGUUGCGGCGCUGGAUGCCGAGCUGGAGAGCAGUCUCGAGUGGAUCAACCACCCGGCCGUGUUUGGGCGGGACAGCAGGAAGGCGGUGCUGCAGGCGAUCGGGGUGAUCAGCAGCCAGAGGGCGUUUACGUUCCGGACGCCGAUUGAGAGCCUGUGGGCGGGGAGGGUGUCGGGUGUGAAGAAGCUGACGGAAAAGUCAAGGGAGUGGAGGGAGGAGGGGGGAGGGGAGGGGGGGAUCAUGGAGGAGGCUUAGGAGGGGGUGGUGGUGUUGUGGUCUUCCCCUCCCCUGGGUUUGCUUGGGGUUUUUGAGUAUGGGAGGGAGCGAGCAUCUUGGCGUCGUUUUACGAUUUUGGUGGAAGUUUUAUUUUUUUUUUUUAGUGCGAUCUGUUCUUGUUUUACACUUGGGUUUUUUUUUCGAGAGUUGUUACACUUCGAUUUUGCCUCUCACACUUUCGAAUACCCCCUAUUCAUAUACUUGCAACCUCUUU
Molecule: messenger RNA, 4801 nt
Organism: Podospora pseudopauciseta
Lineage: Eukaryota; Fungi; Ascomycota; Sordariomycetes; Sordariales; Podosporaceae
Exons: 4
Coding region: 1066-4566 (1166 amino acids)
Source: RefSeq, a predicted model, not a curated record